AAAAAAAGGGAAGUAAAUAAAGAAAAGAAAGCAUGUUUAUCGGAAGUGCGGUUAGAAUCGCGUUCUUCCAACCGCGCAUGUCGCCACCUAUUGUUGAUCUGACAGGCUCUUGUGUAGUUACGGUGAAAGCGAUUGGAUCUUCUGUACGUUUCGUGAGAAAUUAAAAAGCAAUCAAUUUGUUUUUGCAUUACAUGAAUUCCAUUGAAAUUCAAUCAAGAAGAAUGUGUCGAGUUACAGAUUGUUCUAAAUAGGAAAAACGAAAAUUUCAUCAAAGAUUUUGUCUACUUUUCGAGUAGAUGCGUUCGAGGCCAGACAUGGCGGCGAUUCGAUGAACCAAUUGCAGCAGCGCUCUCUUAGAAGAUCAGAUAUUGUAAAUUCCCCUUACAUUCGCAUCAGUGAAUGAUUCUGUACUUAUUUUGGUCGUUACUGGUAGUAAUACAAGUUCUUAUCAUUACGAAAAGGUGAUUGUCGUUCGCCGACAGAAAAAUAGAAGCCACGCAAGAUCGUACCGAAACGUUGAUCAUGAAAGAAUUGUGUUUGGUCACGUGACCAUAGCCGAAAAAUGGCGCAAAGAUCAGAGUACAAACAUGGGUUCCAUUUCAUUGCUACGGUGUCAUUUGUAUUUGUUUACAAGCGCGCGUUUUCACAAACCACGUGUUAAGUAAGUGCCAUUUCAUUGACAGUGCGUGACGGACAAUGACGGGGAGAGGAUCGAAGAGACGGGGUCGACCCCCGAAAUCGGUGGUCAUGGAAAGACCAAAAAAGUUUCAAUAUCAUCUUAUGAAGAAACCAAAAUAUUUGCAAAACAAGGGUUCGGAAACGCCAAAUUCACAACCAAGUACACCGACACCUUCGAGACCAUCAUCGCCGGUCGAAAGCGAAGAAAGCAGACGAAGUACACGAAUUCGAAAAUCUCGGGGCCCCAGAGACAGACAUUCGCGCAAAGGUGGUCACUCGAGUUCAGGUGCAUAUCAACGCCGAGGUUACAAUCCAAAUGUUGAUUAUCAUGAUUCUGAAUAUCAUUAUGGGUCGGACUUUGGAGAUGAAUCUAGUGAAAAAAGUGAAGUUGAAGAGGAUCUCUUGCAAAGCGAUGUAGAUUCAUCUGAAAGUAUAGAAGAACCUGAUCCUUCCAGUGACAGUGAUUUUUCCCUCUCCAGUUAUAGCACUACUAGUGGCACACCCCGUAAAACACUUCUUAGUCAACAAAGACCACCAAGUCCAGAACCAUUAUGGCUUCAAAAUAGAGAAUUGCCACCAUUAAAUCUACCUAAAUCAUCUGAUGAUUUAUUAGUUCCCAGAGAACUUGUUAUGCCAUGUUUAUCCAUUUAUGAAGUAUUGAGACAUUUUCGUACUUUAGUACGUCUUUCAGCCUUUAGAUUUGAAGAUUUUUGUGCUGCACUUAUGUGUGAAGAUCAAACCAAUUUGUUGGCUGAAAUACAUAUUAUGCUUAUUAAAGCACUUCUUAGAGAAGAAGAUUCUCAACAAACACAUUUUGGUCCUUUAGACCAAAAAGACUCUGUGAAUGUUAGUUUAUAUUUUGUGGAUUCUAUGACUUGGUCAGAAGCUUUACGUUCUUAUGUAGAAAGUGACAAGUCAUUUGAUCAAAAUAUUUUACAUAUUUUAUCAACAUGUGAAUAUCCUUUUACUUCUGUAGAAGAUAGAAUCAAGGUGCUACAAUUUUUGACAGAUCAAUUUUUAAUUACAAAUCCAGUAAGAGAAGAUCUACUGCAUGAAGGUAUAUUAAAUGGAAAUAUGCAUUAUGAUGAUCACUGUAGAGUAUGUCAUCGAUUGGGAGAUUUAUUAUGUUGUGAAACAUGUCCAGCAGUUUUUCAUUUAGAAUGUGUUGAACCUCCAUUAGUUGAUGUUCCUACUGAAGACUGGCAAUGUAGUACAUGCAAAGCUCACAAAGUUACAGGAGUUGCUGAUUGUAUACCUGAUGUUGAGAAAAAUGGUUCUCUUUGUCGUCAAGAACAUUUAGGAUUUGAUAGACAUGGCAAAAAAUAUUGGUUUCUUGCAAGAAGAAUUUUUGUUGAAAGUGAAGAUGGUGAAGUUUGGUAUUAUAGUACAGCUUUACAAUUAGAAGAGUUAAUGCUUUGUUUAGAUCGUAAUGAAAUGGAAGUUGCACUUUAUCGAGAAUUAUCAGACUAUAAAGAUGAAAUUGUAAGACAAAUGGAACUUACAGAACAAAUUACUAAUCAAUACAAGGGUAAUAAAAAGUCAUAUCUAGAAAUCGAAAACAGUCUUAUACAAAAAUUACAAAAAGAACGUCAAGAAAAACAGGAAAAAGAAGAAGAAGAAAAAAAAGAGAAACAAAGACAAGAAGCUGAAGAAAUGGUACGCAGAAUACAUGAAGGUACAGAUUCUCUUGAAGAACAAUUAUCAGCAGUCACUGAACAACAGGAAAUAAAAACAUCUGAAGAUUCAAAUACGAAAGAAAAUACUCAAAAAAUAAUUCCAGAAAAUGUAGAAAUAGAUAGUGUAGAUACUAAUUUAACAGAUGGGGUAAAUAAAGAAGUCAAAGCUUGUACAUCAUCAUCAUCAUCUGAAGAAAUUGAUGAAGAGAUACUUGAAGGGGACGAAAGUAUCUCAAAAAUUGGUAAAGAUGGGAAAAAACACACUAUUGUAACUAGAUCAAAAACAGGAUCAUUACAACCUAGGACAUUUAAUAUGGAUGAUCUAAAAAAACGUAGUACUGGACAGCUCUCAAAAGAAGAGUUAGAAAAAUUAGAUAAAGGUUUAAAAGAAGAAGGAGAUAGUACUAGAUUAACAAGACAAAAAGCUCAUCAAAUAGCUUCUGGUACGCAUUUAUUUAAAUUGGGAAUGGAUAACAACUUUAAAUCAUAUGUGAAUCAAUACAGUACUAAUCCUAUUGCUUUGAAUAAGGCCCAACGAAACGAAGAACGUGACAAAAAGAGACAUUUAUCACAUAAAUUUUCACUUACACAGGCUUCUGAAUUUAAAUGGGUAGGAAGUUUGACAGGAACUCGUGCUCUUUUAGUAAGCACACUUCGUCAGACAAUUCUUCAACUCGAAAGCAGCAUUCAAUCUUCAUUUAUGCAUACUAAUUGGCCUCUUUUACGUAAACCUUGGACUACAGCAGUAGGUGCUUGUGUUAAUCCAAGAGAUUUUGCUCGUGCACUUAUUGUAUUACAAGCAUGUAUUAAAUCAGUAGUAUUUGCUAGUGUAUGGCAUGAUCAACUUGGUCAUGUAAAAUUACAAAGGGUAACGGCUCUCGAACGAGAAGAAAAGAAACGUCAAGAUAAAAAAGAUAAAAAGGAAAGAGAAGAUGAGGAAGAACGUAAUCGUUUAUUUAAUUUUGUUAAAUAUACAUUAGGGUUGAAACAUCAAGUUUGGAAACAAAAGGGAGAAGAAUAUCGAGUACAUGGACAAGGUGGUUGGCUUUGGGUAUCUGCCAGUCGCCGCUAUAGAUAUUCUGAUAUGUCAAAAUUAGGUCUUCGAGUAGGCCCACAGAAAAUUAUGGUACAAAUUAAAGAUCAAGAAGGAUUAAAAAUUUUAGCUUUAGAUCCUCCCACAUAUGAUUUUUUGAUAAAGGAAUAUUGUUCUUCUAAAAAAGAAGAAAAUAAUGUGAACAUAAAAAUAAAAGAAGAAAUUAAAGAAGAAGAAAUAUCAAAGGAUACAUUAACUGAUGCAUGUAUAAAACAAGAAUGUAAAGAAGAAGACAUAAAAAAAGAAUUAGAAGAUAAACAAAAUAAAAUAGAAAUAGAUAUGAAAACGGAAGAAACAAUAACAAAAACAGAAUCACAAACAAUUAAACAAGAAACAAAAAUGAAUUUAUCAUUUUUAGCUGGUAUGAAAAUCAAGAAAGUUUAUACACCUAUAAAAGAAUUUGAAGAAAUUGAUAUUACUAAGGCAUUAACAACUAAUGGAAGACUUCAUUAUCCAAAAAUUGCUAAAAAAACUAGAAUUGAUGAUUUCCUGGCACGUAGAACACAUUUAAAACUGUUAGAAGAAAGAAGAUUACUACAGACUGAAAAAUCGAAAGAAUUAUUAAAUCAAUCAACAAAUCAAAAAGAUGGAGAUUCUGAAGUGGAUAUAGAAAAUAAUGAAGAAAGUGAUACAGAUGGAGGUGAUAAUUCUUUACAAAAUAUUCUUACUGGAAAACAACCUAAAACUAUAUCUACAUCAGCUAGAGAAAUGUUAAAUGUAAUAGGAAAGCGAAUUCAACAUGUUAAAGCUCAAUAUGCAAGCAUAAUGAGACUUAAUAAAAAUGGUAGUUGUUAUUCACGAUAUUGUAAUAUGACAACACUUCCGGGAAAGAUUACAACUACAACACAAAGUUUAACAUCUACUUGUUAUUCUCCUAUAUGUCUUCAAAAAGCAAGAUUAAAACUUGAUCUUAUUGCAUUGUUAAGAAAAGCUAAUGCUUUGAAUAAUAAUCAAUCAUUGAAUUUAUCAAUUGGAGCAAAUACAAUGCAAUUAUCACAAGCAAAUUCAAAAAUAGAAGGAAAUGAUGCUAAAGAUGCAAUUAGAAAAGAUUUAGAAUCUGCAGUAGCAUCCGCAACUCAUUGUACUGAAGAAACACCAGCUACAAAUGUAGUAAAAGAUGUUUCACCUCCUAUCAAAAAAAUAAAAGUUGAAUCUAACACGACUUCUACUAAUGAUAGUUCAGGAUACAUUGAUGUAGUAACUACUACAAAUAAUAUAGUUACUACAACAACUGUAACUACAACACAACAAACUAUAAAAACAAUUGAUGGUAUUGUACAAAGUAUGCAGGAAAGUACCAGUUCUCAAAAUUCAGUUACAUUUUCAUCUGAAGUUAAAACAAGUGUAGGGCAAAAGACAAUGAUUGUUAAUCGAAGAGGAAGAACAGUGCAAAGAAGUACAAUGGCUAAAGAAUUAAAUGCUGAUGGCACAGAAAGAAUAUACUCUACUACGUCAACUGAAGGAAAAGUUUAUUUGAAAAAAGUUGCAAUUUCUUUGGCUGAUAGAAAAAAGAAACGUACUCCAGUUAAAUACCCCUUAUGUUCCACAUUUUGUACUAAAAAUAAACAUCGUAGUAUAUUGGUACUUCCUCAACAUGAAUUGCGUAAAUUAGCUAGAGUUGGUGGCCGAAUACAAGUUCUAGGUUUUCAUCAAAUGGCUAAGGCAAAUAUGUCAGUAUGGCCAUACCCUUGUCCUAGACCACUAUUUAAGACUUGUUGGUUAUACAGAACAGUUGGCAUAAAAUCAUUGGCUGCAGCAGCUCUUCAAUUAAGAAUAUUAUGGGCAUGUCUUCGUUGGGAUGAUAUGGCUGCAAAACCAUUAUCCACAGAUGGCAAACAUCAAAUUACAACUGAUACGGAAAUUAUGUCAUUGGAAAUUCUUAAACAUCGUCAUGUUGGUCAAUUUUUAGACAAGACACAAUACUUACGAAGAAAAGUUGUUAUACCUUUAGAACUUCCAAAACAAGUCAGAGAAGUUACAUCUAUAAGAAGUGGUUUAAGAAAAAGAAAACGGCCAGAAUCACCACAAAGUACUGAACCACAAGUUACGGAAGAAUGGGUUGAUGAAGAUAAAUUAGAACUGUGGGAAAUUAAACAAUAUGGUGAUAGGAGUCGAUCGGGACAGCCACAAUCAACAGUUGGUUCUAAUCGAAAUGCAGGAUCAAAUUCUGGUAUAAAUGAUCAACUCGUUAGUGGUAAAGCAACACCUGAAGAAAUUAAAGAAAAGAUGGAACAACAAUUACGUAUGCAAAGAGCUGCUCAUCAACAAAAAAGAGCAUUAGAAACUUUAAAAAGUCCAGCUAGUUCUGGUUCACCUACACAAGUUGUAAAAGUUACAGCUAAUUCUGCUCAUGAUGGAACAGUUAAAUUAGUUUCCAAAGUUGCGAUACCAGCAAAUCCAAAUAGUGGAACAAAAUCACAAUUAACUUCUCUUUUGACGACACCUACGCAAAAUAAACCUUUUAUUAGUACAAAACGUAUUUAUAUGGCAAAAUCAUCUCUUGGAACAACAAAAGUUGUUUCUGGACCUACAAGUAUUUUACCAAAAACACAACUGCAAUCUGGAGGUCAACAAUCUUUAAUUAAAGUUUCUGGUCAAGCAGGACCUAUACAACAAAUUCAACAAAGAGUACAGAUUAUAAGAGGACCAGAUGGAAAACUUCAAGUUCGAGGUUUGAUGCCUGGUCAGCAAUUAGUUCAAAUGCCUGAUGGAAAACUUCAUGUGUUAAAUAAUAGUCAAGCAAUUACUACUCUUGCACAAACUGGAACAACUACGCAAACAAAAACAGCUACAACAACAACUGCAGCUAAAGUGACUACAACAGCUAAUUGUACUACUAAAACUAGUCCAUCUAAAACAUCAACAAAUAUAACGCAACAAGUACAAACUCAGCAAUCACAAACUCAAUCUCAACAAACAAUUCAACGUUCGUCAGGAACUGCCUCAGGAACAGUAACUAUUGCUACUACACCAGCACAACCUACAAAAAAUGCUAUUGUAGUAGCUAAUACUGGACAAAUUGUACAAAGUGCACAAGUAAUAUCAACUGGUGGUCAAGUCAUUAGUGGAAAUCAAAUAGUGGUUACUAAUGCUAAUUUAGCUCAACAACUUGCAAGCGGCAAAGCUCAAUUAACAACAAUUGGUGGUCAUCAAGUAGUUAUUCGUAGUACUCCAACAGGCAAUCAAAUUGUUCAUUUAAAUUCGACAAAUAGUGGUAUUAUUGUAAAAAAUACUGUCACACCAACAAAACAAGUUCCUGUAUUGCAAUCUGCUCAAUCAACAGCAACAACAAUAGGAGCACAAUCAACUGAUACAACAAAUAAUAGUAUUAAUAAUAAUACAUCGACGAAUGUGACAUCGUCUACUAUCACAACUGCGACAAAUCAAACAUCCAAUACUCCAGCACCUGGAAGUGUAGAAGCAUCUUUAUUAGCUGGUCAACCACCUGGAACUGUUAUUAAAUGUGUUACUGCUCAAGUUAUACAAACUACUCAAGGUCCUCGUAUAGUAUUACAAGGUUUACAAGGUGCUGAUUUUACUCCUCAACAACUUAUAAUGGUACAACAACAAGUAAAACAACAAUUACUUAAAGCUCAAGCUACAACAGGCAAACAAGGAGUAUUAGGACCUACUAAAAUUUAUUUAGCUGUUCAACCUGCACCUAAUAGUCAACAAUCAAUUCAGAGUUCUCAAAGUUCUACAACAGCAAAUACUCCCGCUACACCGGCAACAAAACCACAAAUUGCACAACAACCAGUUGUUUCUCCACCAGCAGCGACUGAACCUCAAACGGGAAAUGAAAGCAUUCCAGAACUUCCAUCAACAGCAACAUCAAGUUCUCCUGAAAAACCGAAAGUAGUUGUUCAACAAGUUGCUCAACCUAAUGUGACUACAGAAGAGGAAUCGCAAAAAACAAACGUAGCUAAUGGUCAGCAACCUUUGCAAUCUUUAAAAGAAGGAAACGAUUCCUCGGCUAAUAAAUUUAUUUUAACACCUGAUUACAUACAACAAACUAUUAAGAAUGCAUUGAAACAAGAAAAUCUUAAUCCGGAAAUAGAAGAAAAAUUAUUACAAUUGCAACGAUAUCAAGAGAAACAAAUGAAAGGUGGUGUUGAAAAUUCAGCAACUAAUAAUCAAACUCAUACUACACCUACAAUUACAACUCCGCGUAUGCCAUCUCGUAAAAGACCGGCACCCUCUAACAUUCCAACAACAACCUCAUCUACGAAUAUACAAUCAGCAACAAAUGAUAAAGAUACUGAUUGGACAGAAACACCCAGAAAAAAACCUACACUAAAACAAGAAAGUCGUGAAACUCCAAAAGUACAAAAAAUUGAACCAAUAGAAAAUGAAUCAACUCCACAAAAACGAGCAGCAAAGCCAAAAGACACUCAAGAGCAACGGAGGAAACAACAAGUUCAUUCUCGAAUGCAAGUCUUAUUAUUUAGACAUAAAGAACUACUUAAAAAAGAUAUUUUAAAAAAAAGAGCAUUACUUGAAAAAGAAUUACAAAUAGAUAUUCAGAAAGAUUUAUCAGCGGAAUUAGCUUCAAGAACAAAAGCAGAAAGACACAAACAGGAUGAAGUAAAAGUAGGAAGUGCAAAACGUAAAGCGAAUGCUCAAAUGGCUCAACAAGUUAGUCCACCUAAUAGAGGUGGAAGGCCAAAGAAAUACAAGGCUCAAGGAAGUAACACUACACCACCAGGAGCUUCAACAGCACCUACUACGAACAGAAUCAAAAAAGAAAAAUUAUAUUGUUUAUGUAGAACACCAUAUGAUGAAACAAAAUUUUAUGUGGGAUGUGAUCUCUGUAACAAUUGGUUUCAUGGAGAUUGCGUUGGAAUCACAGAAGAAAUGUGUAAAACUCUUUCAGAGUUUGUUUGUACAGAAUGUAGACAUGCAAGAGAUACACAAGAGCUAUAUUGUCUAUGUAAACAGCCUUAUGAUGAAUCUCAAUUUUAUAUUUGCUGCGAUAAAUGUCAAGAUUGGUUCCAUGGUCGAUGCGUGGGUAUUUUACAGUCGGAAGCAGACAAUAUUGAUGAAUAUGUUUGUCCGAAUUGUCAACGAAAUUCUUCUGUUAAUUUUGCUAAUAUGAAAAAUCUUAACGCAAAAGAUCUUGAUCUUCUUAAGAAAUUAAUUAAACAAAUACAGGCGCACAAAAGUGCUUGGCCAUUUAUGGAACCAGUAGAUCCAAAUGAAGCACCAGACUACUAUAAAGUUAUAAAGGAACCGAUGGAUUUACAAACAAUAGAAUUGAGGAUAAAUGAUAGAUCUUACAAGAAAUUAAGUGAAUUUAUUGGCGACAUGACAAAAAUAUUUGAUAAUUGUCGUUAUUAUAAUCCGAAAGAAUCACCUUUCUUUAAGUGUGCAGAAUCCUUAGAAACUUAUUUUGUUCACAAGAUUAAAAGUUUAAGAGAAAAGUUUUCUGAAGGAAAGUAAGCAAUCAAAAAAAGAAAAAAAAAAAGAAAACUGUAACUAUAAACGAGUGGAAGUGCUAAGCAUCAAUGGUUAAUUUGUGCAACAACAGAAAUGAUCUGUGCCAGUAGAAAAGAGACAUUCAAAUUAGCCAUAAGUAUGUAAGAGUAGGACAUAUAUAAGUUCACUAUUUAUUAGAAUUGUGUGAACAAUUGAUUUGCCUUCGUAAAAGCGAAUAUUAUUUGAAUAAUGGCGUACAGAAUUUUGAACCAAAACUUAUAAUAAUUUAGCUUUAGAAUACAUACAGAGUCUAAUAAAUAUUAAAAAAAUAUUAUGAAAUUUUAUAUUUUCAAAAAAGUUUAUUAUAAGAUUAUAAAUUAUGUUCAAAUUUAAAAUAAUAUUAUAUAUAUUAUUUAUAAUAAUUACUUUCAUUGUCUAUUUAUAUAUGAUAAUAAAAUAUUAAUUUUUUAAACGUAUAUUGCUUAUAUAAAUUUUUGUUAACAAAAUAAACAGGAAAUAUUUAAUAUGAAAAUGUUAAAAUGAUAUGAAUUCAAAUGCAUGAAACCAUAAAAUUUAAUAAAUGUAAUAAAAUAAUAUACAUACAUACAUACAUAUAUACAUAUAUAUAUAUGUAUAUAUAUAUAUAUAUACAUACAUAUAUAAUGUGCAAUAAAUUUAUUUAUUAUAUUUUAUAUAUGAAAAAAUAAUAAAAAUUUUUAUAGAGAAUAAUCAUAAGUUAUGGUUCAGAAUUCAUAUGUUCUACACAAAUAUUAUUAUUUAUGUACAUCUAUUAAAUAUGUGUAAUUAUGCAUGUUAUGAGAAUAAUUAUAAAUAUAUCAAAUCAGUGCCACUGAGCGUUUAGAAUGAUGAGUUUUUAGUAACCUAAUGCAAUGUAUUUUGCGAAAUCAUAAAUCAUAAAGAAAAAGUUGGAAAUCAUUUAAAAGUUCAUUAUUAUUUAAUAAAGAAAAAAAAAUGGUCCAAUCACUGUCAUUAUAUUUUAUCUAACAAAAAUCAAUUUUUUCUCAAUAGACGUAAGAUUUAUUUAGUAAAUGCAUAAUAAAUUGUACAAAUUUGUUUAUUGUACUCACAAGUAAUUAUUAUAUUAUUUUAUCACAAAAUUUUCUAUAAAAUUGUUUACAAAUAAUAUAUACAAUGUUAGAUGAUAAGAAAUAAGCGGAUAUGUCUGCUUUGUAUAUAUCCAAGUAAAAGUAUCUAUAAAAAUAGAUAUAUAGAAUCUUGAUUCUUAUAUAUCGAAGAUAUAAAAAAAAUCAUUUAAACGCAAAAACUGAAUUUGAUGAAAAUAUUGUUUAUAUUUUAGCUAUUAAACAACUAUUUGUGAAAAGUACUAAACUGUACUACAUUGUAUAUGUACAAGUAUAUUCAGUUUCUGUAUUCUUACAGGAUAUGAAAAGGCAAUAUUAUUUCAUGGACAUCUAAGGAACAAAAAUAAUAUAUAUACAUAUAUAUAUAUACGUAUAUACAUACAUACAUACUCAUAUGAAAGGAAGCAAAGAAAAGCCUAGCUUCUAAUUUUCACUAAUAAAUUACAAGAGUGAAAGUACAUAGUAAAUAUUUAAUUCAUAAAGAAGAAUCUGAGAAUUUCUAGGAAUCUAAACUACACACAGAUUUAUUCUGUAAAGGUCUAAGAAAUAUUUCUUUAAGGAAAUCUGUUCUCUGAUAUUAAGAACUGUUUCGUGUAUGUACAUUAACAUGUGUGUUUCACGAACUCAAGAUGCGUCUUAACGAUGGUCAAUCAUUUAUUUAAGUGAAAAAAGCAGGUUGUACAUUUUUGCCAGGAUGAUGCUUGUACAGUAUUUUUAAUUCAAAGUUCACAAAACCUGGCACUGAUCUGUUUUUUACCUUCGACUUUCGAUUAUAGUUACAGAAUACAUAUAAUUACUUUGCCCAGAUUUAUACACCGCAUUAGCUUUAUCAUAAGCUCAAGUGGUCAUGUCAUAUGCGUCUCGUUUAUCGAAGCUUUAUUUUAUCUCUAUUGUAAUGUAUUUUACAAAUGUCUUCAAUAUAUAUCGAUAUAAUAUCUAUAAUUAUUAAAAUGUUAAAUUUUUAUUUUUUUACGCUUAAUUCUUUGCUGUAUUCUGUGUUUAAACUGAUAGCGUUCCUCGAAGUUGUGUGUCUCUAAGUUUGUUUGAUCUAUAUAUCGCAAAGAGUUAAGCGAACAUUUUAAAGAGAAUUUUAUUUUGAAAAUUAUGCCUCGAUAGAUUUACUCUUUGAGAUUUAGUACAUUUUUGAAAUUCUUCUAUUUUGCCUUUGGACAUUAUUUGGCUCGUAAGAAUUUAUGAAUAAAGAUUAAUAACAAGUAUUAAUAUAUAAGUAUUUACAGUAAUAAAUACGAGCGCUAAUUGGAAAUAAUAACGUAUUAGCUUUAUUUUUUGAGGCAAAUAGGAGAAUUAAAUUGUUUCUCAAAGAGUUAAUCCUUAUAUUUUUUACGAGAUGCAUGUGAACUUACAAAGUCGUUGAUACUCUUAAAAUUUUUGAUGCGUUAAGAAAACAAAUUUAGCUAAACUCGUUCUGUCGAGUAUUCUUUUCUUACAUAGAAGCGACAUUUGAAGAUGUACUGAAAUAAAAAUUUUUCUGUAAAAAAGUGUAGAAAUACUUUAAGGUAUAUAUUAGAUAUUAGUCGUGUAAGUUUUGGCAUGCUACUGAAGUGUAAAAACUGGGUGAAGAAUUGCAGCCAUGUACAUUUUGCGCUGCUCUAUUUCACUUUGCCCGCUUAUUAAUCAUGUAACAAGGUGUUUAUUUCUAUUAAAAAAAGCAACAAAGUGUGAUUACAUAACUAUAUUCAUCUAUAAAUCUAAUAUUACUAGUUUAUAAUAAAUAUAUUUGUACUAAUUUUAAUCAUAAA
Messenger RNA from Apis cerana (Asiatic honeybee), 11725 nucleotides. RefSeq names its product nucleosome-remodeling factor subunit NURF301 E(bx) (gene E(bx)). Gene Ontology annotation, biological process: regulation of transcription by RNA polymerase II. Gene Ontology annotation, molecular function: RNA polymerase II cis-regulatory region sequence-specific DNA binding. Gene Ontology annotation, cellular component: NURF complex. The record is from RefSeq and is a predicted model, not a curated record. Lineage: Eukaryota; Metazoa; Arthropoda; Insecta; Hymenoptera; Apidae.